ACCUCAAGAAUAUCUAAAACAAGGUAGAGGAAUUAAAAAAAAAAUUUUGCUUUGACAUACAGUAUUUUUUUUGUCCUGAACACAAAUAAAUGGCCAUGUGCUAGCUGCUGGUGAUACCAUAUUGACUUACAGUACAGUAUUUACAUUUUAUUGUAUGAUUAGUUGUAGGUAGGAUGAACCAACUAAAUUUACCUAACAUACAUACCCUAGGAUGGAAGUACAGCACAGCACAGGACAAUAUUUAGGUUAGCUUAGGUAGGUUUAAUGUGGUAAGGUAUGGAAAGGUCACUGGGAAAUGUUCCGUCACUUAGCAUUGGUUGGCUGGUGGGAAGUGAUUGUCAAUAGAUAAAGCACAAACAUAGUGUCAUCUGGUGAUGGAACGUACCAGGCGUUUGCUCAUAAUGAACCAGUAAAACUAACCAAAACAAAUUUUCAAGAAAGUUGGCAGUUCUCCACCUGAUUCUGGGUAUUCUUGAGAAACGAAUGGAGAAAGCCCUGAGAUGUGGUCUAGUCAACAGCAACAACAGGAAGAUGGGGAUGAUGGGAGUAGUGGCGGUGGAGGUCGGGACUCAUCCACACCCUCUUCCAAGCCAGAAGAGGGAGAUAUAUCUGCCUCUUCAUCUGAUUCAAGCGGAGGAGAGUCCCUCAAGGGAACUGCAACACCAUCUAGCUCUUCUUCCCCCCAAAAUCUUCCUCAGUGGCAAUACUCCAGGGAUGAACUCUUGGCACUAAAGGAAGCCCCCUUGUCUGUAAAAUGGCCGUCUUGUUUGGAUCCUUCCUACAACAAAUCCCCUGGACGAUGGGACCCUGAGAGAUGGAUCAGAGCAGUGCAUGAUGAGCGGCGUCCGUCCAGCACUGCUUCCACAGGCUCUACAGUGACCAAUAAUAGACCUGAUCGUCCACCAGACCUAGAACUCAAACGUAGCCGUGACCCUCGGGAGAGAGUAAAGCAAGAAGAACAAGACGGACUGGUGUUAUCUCCCCAGCGUCGAAGUUUUAGCACGGGCUGUCAUGGCUUGCAACAGCCACCUCCUGCAAUUAAACGUCCAGACUCUCCUACGGAACGCCCUCAGAGGGAGUCCCAUCGAGAGAUCCCAGCUCGUAGGAUUGGUUCUGGUCGAAUUUCUCGUCGAGACGACCUGGAAACUCCAGUUCCUGGAGAGAGAAGGGAAAUACCGAGGCGAGAUCGGGAUGUUGAUCGCGAUAGGGAUAGAGAAAGAGAGGUUGAACCUCGGAGAGAUAGCAGAGACUGGAGAUCGAAGCCUGAUCAAUGCUUUGAAAGAGAUAAUCGAUAUGAAAAUAGACGUCGCUUCUUUGAGGAAGAAGAAACUGACAAACGCCCAGAAAGAAGAGACAGGGAUCGUCGUUAUCAGGAACGACGGCGAAUGUCUUCUCGCAAUGAUGAGGAAGAACAACCCGAGUGGUUCACAGGAGGACCCACCAGCCAAAAUGAAUUCAUUGAGCUGGUUGGCUUUGAUGACAUUCCAGAGGAAGGAAAUACAUCUACUAAACCCCUAAGUAAGAGAGAACGUCGCCGCUCGAAAAAGGACAAAGACAGUGGUGGGAGUAGAAAGGGAUCUCGUAGCAACACUCCAGUAAUUGUUGAAGACGUAGUAAACAGCAGAUCACCAAAACUCCAGCAAGAAGAACAUGAAGUGCAGAAUGUUGGUGAUAUGAACCAGCAUCAGCCACAGCCAACAGUCAUUGAGCCUGUAGAUCAAGAGCUACCAGGAUUCAAUAUUGAUGACUACCUAGGGGAUAUUAUUGGCUACCCCAGUAAGGAGAUUGGAAGUGUACCGGAGGAGGUAAUGGCAGCUAAUAAUGCAAGUAGUGGUGGUUCAUCAAGAUUAAAACAGUUUUUCUCAAAGAGAGAGAGUCCUGUUUUAGGAUCUACCUCCAAUUCUCGACGUUCCUCCAUUGACUUGCCACCUCACAUCAACAAUCUCCUAAGUGAAAUCACGGGUAGCGAACCAAACAUUGUGAUCCCUUCGCCCACGACAGUCCUCGACUCCAACCGCUUCUUCGCACCAAUUUCUCCAGCAGACAAAACGGGUGGAAACUCCAUAGUGGACCUCCUGCAGCAGGCCACUGGGGGAAUAGGUGGACCAGACCCAAUGGGACCGCCACCACCAAUAGGUCCUCCCGGUAUACCAGGAUCACAGCCUCCACCUUCUAUUAAGGAUCUCAUGAUGGAUGGAAAAGGACAAAGUUUAGAGGAGGUUGAGGCUGGGAUUCGGAGUAUGCGCCAACCAAUCCACAAUCACCAUGGUCAUAUGGUCCACAACCACCACAACAUGAACCAGAUGACCGCCUUUGAUGACUUCCUCUCACAGGUUACUUCUACUCAGGGCACCAGCAAACCAGAUCCCAAGAAUUCAGCCAAGGAAAUGUUUAUGAAGUUGUUGAACGGAGGUAUGAAGGACGGCGGUGGAGUGGUAAAACCAUUGCCGCAGCCGGUUCAACCAGCUCUACCUAACGCCCCUACAGAAAACGAUCUCAUUGCAAUGUUUAUGAAGGGUAGUGCUGGCAGUCCCGGGCAGCAGCAACAGAACCAGCCUCCACCUCACCAACAAACCCGCUCUAUGCCCCCUCCUGCUGUACCUAACCUCAAUGUGCCCCCACCAAGCAUGGUGACUCACUAUCAGCCUCCACCCAACAUGCCGCAGAUGCCAAGUCAAGGACUAUCUACUCAGGAUGUUGUUAUGAAAUUGUUCCAAGUUCAGCAGCAGCAGCAACAACAAAAGAGACAACAGCAGCUCCUACAACAGCAACAGCAGCAACAACAGCAGCUUGAUCCAAUUAAACAGCUAAUGGGAGGUCUUGGUCGCAUGAGUGUUACUCCAUCACCUCAACCCCAAGAUCAAGUUCUGCGCGAUGCUCUCAUGCGUCCUGAUGUGCAGAAUCUCUUGCAGAGAGUGGCUAGUGGGCAUGUGACUGCUAGCCAGUUAGUAAAUCAGUUGAAAAGUGGCUCAAUAACACCAUCCCAACGUGAUGCAAUUUCUACAGUCCUGAAAUUUUUUAAAGGCCAGCAUUCACAACCCCUCAUUCCUCAUCGUACCACCCUUACUCCUUCUCCAACCCCCCAGACUGUGGUGAGUGGAGGCUUGUCUCUUGGGGGCAGCAACUCCCUGUCACCCCGAGUUGCUUCUCCCAACCCUGAUUCUUCCAAUAUGCUCAAUCCUCACAUCCUGCAGCAACAGUCUCGUCUUUCCCCGCUAAUGUUUACUGGUGGGUCGUUGGGUAAUAACCUGAGUGUGAAUAAUGUUGGAGGAGGUCCUCGCAGGCCCCCUUCACAUCAAGAACUAGUCGCUCACACUCAAAGUAUUAUGCAAAAGGCACUACUCAAACAGGAAUUGGAGAAAGCCAAAGAGAAGCACCGCAAACGUGAAGCAGAAAGAGCACGAUCUCCAAACCCCAACGCACCUGUAAAUGUCUCGGGAAUUGGUUCCAUGUCUAUUCCUUCUAAUGUAAACAAGGAUGGUUCUCCAAGCAAAUCUGGGGUUAAAUCACAGUCUCCUUUAGCUUUCACUCCAACCUCUGUGAUGAGGAAGAUGACUGCUGACCGUGAUCGACAUGAGCGUAUUGAUAAACCUGAUAGUCCGGUUGUUGUUGGAGACCUGAUGAAAGACAAUGAUAGAACUCGUGACCAGUUGGACAACCCAGUGAGUGUAGUAGCUAUGCAACUUCAGACCCCACUACAGCAACAACAGGUUUUAGGUCGAGGGAAGGUUGACAACAAACGGGAUAUGCGUCGUGGUGCCUCUCCUUUGCCACCCACUAGCUCCUCAUUGUCUCCUGGUGGGCCAAUAAUGGGUGGUAAGGGGCCCAUGAUAAUGGGAGGUGGUAACUCUGGAAUGAUGAAUAUGGGCCACCAUAACAUGGGUCCCCCAGGCCAGCGACAUCCUUCAGCAUCCAUUCAGCCACCAAACAUGGGAAUGUCACGAGGGAAUCAGCAAAAUCUUAAUAUUAGAGCUUUACAAGCAGCACAGGCCCAGGCAGUGCUUGCCCAGCAGUUAAUGAGAAGCCAAGCUCCCCCAUCAGGUAGUCUAGGUCCCCCACACCACAGAAUGCCCAGUGCCAAUCCCCCUGGUCCCCUCCAACAGCUCCUGCUCAAUAACAAUACUCCUGCCACCUCUUUACACCACCACCAUAAACAAGAUGGUGGCCUGCAUGUCCCACUAAUGUCCAUGGGAGGUAAUUCACAUCGCAGCUCCCCAGUCAACCUAGCCCAGUUCUUUGGUCGAGAUAUUAUGUCACAGGUUCAAGCAGGAGGGUUACCAGACCUUCCUGGUGGGAAAGUUUUAAGCCUGGAGGAAGUGGAGAGGCUGCAACAGACUCAGGCUGUUCCCAACUGAGCCUGUGACAGCCCUGUACAUGGCAUAUCAACAGUGUCAACUUCCAACACCAAACUCCGUUUCUUUCUUUCAUCAUACCUGCCAUCACAUGACAGUCAGAGUUUGUGCACUGCUCUUCCUUAGAAGUUUUAUUUCCUCAAAAAUUUGUGUUGUUCCUGCAGAAGUACUUUAAUGUGGCCCAUGUCCCCACUGAAAAUGUAAAUAUUGUGUAGUUGUGGGCGGUAAAAUGAGGUGCAUGUUAUAGUCAGCAAAAUGCCAAGUUAUAUUAAGUCUUGACAAGAAAUUAUAUGAACAAUGUGAAAUGACAAUUUAAUGCAAAACAAGCAUAGAUAUGUAUGUUUAUGAACUAGUAAGGAGUUACCUUACAGAAUCUUUUGUUGUCCCUGUACCUGCUUCUCUCUAUAGGGUGGAAAAUUUUAUUCGUUUUCACCAAUGAAAUUAUGAGUGUGACAAGCUCUCCAGUGGGAUGGUGUUAAAAAUGGAUCUGUAUUCGUCAUAUAGUGCGGUCAUCAGUCUGUACCUCAUUAUUUGAAUUGCUUCAAGACACUGUGUGUGCUGAGGCUUUUAGCUACUGUGAAUACAAUAAGUGUUGUGAUCUGUAAGAAAACACGUUCAUUGUACAAAUAUAGAAAUGAGGACAAAAGUCCCAAAUACAUUGAUAGUAUCAUAAAGGACAAAAGAUAUAAUAAGUGUUAUCAGUGUUGACUUUGUGACUCUAGUGUAUUAUGAGAUGACAAAUGACAUUGAAAAUUAUAAUUUUUGAGAAUGCCAUUCAUCUCCCAUCAUCUCUGCACCCCUCAAUUGGUGACCAGAAACACAGAUGAAUGACGUCUGUGCUGUUUCAAGAUACCAAUGUUUUAUUUUUUCUUAACAGUUACAUGUAAGUCAAACAGUGAUGAGGUGUUUAUUAUUUUUUUACAAAACCAAAUGUUGAGUGUGAUAUUUAUGUGCUUGCCACAUACAUUUAUGUUUAAGUGUAAGACUGAAGGACGUAACAAAGUAUUUUUGUAAAGAUUGUAGUUCCUAAGGGAUGCAUUAUAUGAAGAGAUGCUGUUUGUGGCAUAAAUCCCUUUCUGAGUGUGGGAUGAAGAAUGUGGAAUAAUGGUGCUUAUGUUGGGAUUUUGAAUGACUGAUUAUGUGUGCGUGUGUGUGUAGGUGUAUGUGUACAUGUAUGAGAUGGAAAAUUCUUCGUCACAGACAGGGACCCUGAUGCAGAAAUAGGCGAAUAAAAUGUCCUGCUUGCUAGAUUUGUAAGUAAACCACUGUACAAAGUUGUGUUGUGUAGAAGAGAAAUAUUUGUUCAUGUGUUACUGUGUACGUACGUGUUUCAUUUUCUCUAGUUCAUAAAAGCUCAAAUACUGUAGAUACAUUAUGAUCAUGGAGUUUAAAACUUGGUUCAUAGAUCCAAGGAGUGAUCUCCCUGACCAUGCUGGAUGUGCUGUGUAGUAUGAUAUGUUCAGAUCAUCGAAUUUGGUUCUUGGGUUAUGUGUUAAUAGUUGUCACUUGCGAUUUUAAAAAGAAAAGGAGUGAAUAUAAUUUAAAAAUUACCCAAGGGUCUUUGAUGAUUUGAUGUGUGUGAUGUAUGUAUGCACAUGUAUUAUAUAUAUAUAUGUUGGGUGAUUGGAGACUGAUUUAAUUAGUACUUUGAUGGAUGAAUACUGUCAUAGUGUUUCCAUUUUUUUUCUUCCUUUUUUUUUUUCAUUUAUUUAUUUAUUUUUUUUUGUGCGAUAUGUAUUCAAUUUUGGUGUAUUAUUGAUCCACAAAGAGAAUAUGAUGUACAUGCUUAUAAUAUUUGGCACACAAAUUUAGUGCCCUAUAUAGAUGAUAAUGUGUUGCCAAGCAGCACAUUCUCAAAUUCUGCCAUGACCUAUGUUGACUGCUGUUUACUGGAAAUCUAGGCAGUUUAUUGUUGUCUCAUAGUAUAUAUUGUCCCAUAUGUUGGUGACCGUCUACAUUCCUCAGUGCAACCACCAGUGUCAGUAGAGUCAUCCUGCCUCGCCAUGCAGGAAGUCAAAUGGCUGCCAUGUAAUGAACACUAAAGAUGGUGGUACUUUACACUUCCAAUGAAGAGAAUCAUUGUGUACUUCAUGAACUCAUUUUAAAACUUCAUUGAGGCUACUUUUUCACUUUUGCCAAAAAUUAGCCUUGUGAAUAUGAAUGACUCGACUUAAAUGACUACAAACUAACUAUAUAUAUAUAUAUAUAUAUAUAUAUAUAUAUAUAUAUAUAUAUAUAUAUAUAUAUAUAUAUAUAUAUAUAUAUAUAUAUAUAUAUAUAUAUAUAUAUAUAUAUAUAUAUAUAUAUAAUAAAAUUACUUGUGUAAACAAACCCAGGAGCUUACAGUAAAAUAUAGGGUUGAAGUGUUAUCUUGACAAACUCCUAUUGUAAUGGUUAGCUCUGAGUUCAUGUUUUUCAAGAGUUGUACCCCUGGCCUGGAGUGGUCUCAUUUCAAAACAGCAGUUACCAAAUGUAAUUUAAAUUCCAGGAUAUUUAUCAAGGCCUACAGUAGUAGACAACACAAUGAAGUACAGUACUGCAGUUUCACAUGGUUAGGUUUCUAGAGACAUCUCAAUAUAUCUAACAGAAAAGAAUAAGAUUAGUUCUAAUACUGCCAGCCAGCCACCAGUUCUCUAAUGCUAUGACAGCCAACAGCCUUCUUCACUACCCACCAUUCAUACAUAAGCAGCAAUUUGUUGCCCCACCUAUUCUACCAUCCAAAAUGCCUUGUAUGCUUUUGUUUAGGAAGAUGUAAUCAGAUAAUUAUUUGUUAGGUUAACGUUUACAACCGAGUCUUGCGUGUGUGCAGGCCCUUUUCCUCUCCCUCUCGUAUUGCCGCCAAUCAGGGCCCACCCUCUUGUGCAAUGCUAGCCAAUGUCUUCCCUCUCCACCCUCCACUGAUAUGUAUACAGCACUUUAUUACCAUGCCCUCUCUACCACCACAAUGUCUUGCAUGUUCUGUUGUUAAAUUAAUAUAAUCAAACAUUGUAGUGACUACUGAGGAUAAAAGCACAUAGAACAUGAUAAACACACAACCCAACCUAAGGAUGUAAACAUUUUUAAAUUGAGUAUGUGAACCAUACAAGACUCUGUAUUGGCAAGAAAUAACAUUAUAUUGGUGAUUGGCUGUUUGAUAGGUGGCUUUGCAGCAGGAAUGAAUGAAUACCAAAGUACAGUACUAUAGUGUACUGUGCAAGCAUACAUGUGCCAGCCUUACCGUAGGUGGUACACAAAACAUUUGAUUAUGAAUUCUAGCUGUACUGAAGGAGUAACUUAGGUCAAAGUUUGAACUGUACUUAUUUUUCUAGUGUUUAACCUUGCCUCCUGGUUUGGUUCUGAUCAAGAAGAUAUGGUUGAACUCUCGAACACUUAAGAAUUCAGUCUUGUGUUCCUGCUCUCACUUACUGUAUAUUAUCAUAAACGUAAAAUUUACUGAAUUGCAGAACUAUGUUGUACCUUUAUUCAGUCUAGGAAUUCUAUUCAGUGGGAUAGUCUCUUAUUGUAGAUAGGAAACAUUACAGUAAUGUACGGAAAAAAUCAAACUUAUAUUUAACUUAAUUUUUCCUGAAAUUUAGUGUUUUUGGUUAUGUACUAAAACAUUGCUGUACUUCAUUUACAUUUUCCAGCUAAGGAUAAAGCUUCUUAGUUGUACAAUAAACAGUGUAAUGUUGAAAUUAGAAGUGAGAUCCAUCACUCCAGACCAGAUACGACAGAGGAGACCAUCAUAUUUCCUCGGGAGACAAAACGCUACGUAAUAGAAACUCAGUGUAAAUCUCGUGUCCUCAGCUGUAUCAAUUCAUUCAAGAGAGAGACAAGAAUCCAAUAGCUACUUAAAUCAUGAAUUAUAUGAUCUGUAUUAUCUGCUACAAUAUAGGAUCAUUCGAUGAUUGUUAUAUUAAUAUGGAAAGUUAUAUAUUUGUUCACCAAGUUGAUCUAAACAAAGAAUACUAAAGGGAAAUGCAGUACGUAGUUCAAAGUAGAAAAAUGUAUACUGUUAAAGAAGUGAAUUGUGGAAUCUCGUGAAUAUUCAAGUUUACUCUAGAUCGAAGGUACUACGCUAAUGGGUACAGCUAGUGAAGAUGGACAGUAUAUGUAGUCAUUACUGAUGAACUCAGAAUUUGAGAGAAUAGCAGUAAUGCAUAAUGUGCAGCAUCAAAAUAAGUGGCGGUAUGGAGAUGGAGACUUUGGUAUUAGUUCUUCAUAGCAUACAAAUAAUGUGUUAAGAUUAGGAAUUUCUCUUACGCUAGCAUUAAAGUCUCUUCUCAGCUGCUGCUUACUGCAUGUUGCAUAACCAUCUCGCCAUCUCUUAUUAGGUCUCUUUCGGCGUACCUUCGGUCAGCCCUAACGUAUCCUGAGAAUUACGUUAGUAUUUGAAACAUAAUUUGGUUUAGUUUAUUGCAUAUCAUUCAACUUGGAAAUGGAACAAGAAAAAAUAAGUUCAGUAUUUCUUCUUAUUUAGAAAUGCUAAAAAUAAAAUACCAGCAGUUAUUAA
This is a messenger RNA of Homarus americanus (American lobster), 8844 nucleotides long. RefSeq names its product mastermind-like protein 2. Gene Ontology annotation, molecular function: mRNA binding. Gene Ontology annotation, cellular component: cytoplasm; nucleus. Bases 501 to 4355 code for a protein of 1284 amino acids. The record is from RefSeq and is a predicted model, not a curated record. Lineage: Eukaryota; Metazoa; Arthropoda; Malacostraca; Decapoda; Nephropidae. Gene Ontology annotation, biological process: negative regulation of translation. The transcript is spliced from 24 exons.